AAUAAUAGAUACAGAGUCAGUGAAAGGGGGUGGUUCAUUUGACCAGAUCCAAACCACGGCUUGAAUAAUACAGAAACGUUGCUUUCAGCACCGUGGACAGCAACCCAGCCUACCCACUGUGAUUGUUGAUGCAGAGCGUUAUGGCACAGACAAACUGCUUUCAUCGACUUUUUUUGAUGGCACUAUGCAGUAUGCUGUGUACCAGGACCAUGAGUCUACCUGCUGUCGCCGCGUACUCAGUCAGGUCAGGGACUGUUGAGACAGAUGGAAAGGGUGACUGGGAUCAGAGCCUGUCAAUAAAUGACAUGGAAACCCUUAAACUUCUCUAUGAUAUAAUUGCAAGACCAACAAGACACGCAGAUGGUCUCUUCACAAGUGGCUACAGCAAACUUUUAGGAAAGCUUUCGGCCAAGGACUACCUUGAAUCCUUGAUUGCAAAGCGAGUCAGUAACGACCUCAUGGAGGACCAGUUGCCAGUAAAACGCCACUCAGACGCUGUAUUUACAGACAACUACAGCCGCUACGGAAAACAGAUGGCCAUCAAGAAAUACUUGAAUUCAGCGCUGUCAAGGAAGAGGAGCUUGGAGGACCCUACUACUCCAGAAUUAUCCAUUAGGAGUGAGCCUUCCUCACAGCAAACCAGUGAUGACAUCUCAAUUCAUGAACUCCUCAAUAGUCUUUCAUUGACCCUCUAAGGAAUAUCUUCUAAAGUGAACAAAUGGCAAAGCCAGCCAAAAUUAUAUUUGACCAUUAUGUUAUGUCAUGUUAUGUAAUUUCCGAUGUAAAAAUUGUUUUUGCCUCAUGUGGUACAUUUCCUGAAAUUGCUGUGUAGCUGAGUGAUAAUCACAAAACACGGAUAAAUCAAUGGGAGUAUUGCAAACUCAAAGCAUUCUAAAUUAUAUAACAGUAAAGCAUAAUUUUUUGCCAGUACACUGGAGAUUUGCAAUGUUGUUUAAACGCAUUCACCAGUAUUAUAUUAUAUUAUAUACAUGCCAAAUAAUGUGUUAUGUAUUACUUUUUAUUUAUUUAUCCAGUAUUAUGUAUUUAUUUGUCAGUCUUAAAAUGUGUGAAACUAUAGAAAUUCCUAAUACAUUGAGAUAAUAAUGGAGAUGGUUGUGAUAAGACAUUUCAGCAACCCAAUCAACUUGAGCACAGAAAGACGUUAGGAGAGUAGUUUGAAAACGUUUGAGUGAGGAUGACACAGACUAAAAUUCUUAGUAGCACUGCUGAUUAUUUAUUAUAUGGUAACAUCAGAAUAGUCUAUUGUUAUUUAAAGA
Molecule: messenger RNA, 1277 nt
Organism: Coregonus clupeaformis (lake whitefish)
Lineage: Eukaryota; Metazoa; Chordata; Actinopteri; Salmoniformes; Salmonidae
Product: VIP peptides
Exons: 7
Coding region: 129-695 (188 amino acids)
Biological process (GO): adenylate cyclase-activating G protein-coupled receptor signaling pathway; positive regulation of penile erection; epinephrine secretion
Cellular component (GO): perikaryon; extracellular region; neuron projection
Molecular function (GO): peptide hormone receptor binding; neuropeptide hormone activity
Source: RefSeq, a predicted model, not a curated record